UUUCUACUUCAUUUUAUAGCUUUAAUGUCCAGCUAAACCUGAUCCUCUACCCCCUCCAAAAUCCAUAUUUGUUACUGACAUAUGUGAAAUAAAAACUAAAAUGCCUGCGACUAAACUACGUCAACGUCCUGGCCACUAUUUAUGUGGUUUAGCCAAUUGGCAUCCCGCCUGGAUGCAACGUUAUGCCAAUACAAAAAUGUUUAUGGCCGUCUAUGGUUUAUUGGGCACCAUUCAAGCCAUGUCGUACAUGUAUUUUAUAGUCACUUUAACGACCAUUGAGAAAAGAUUUAAAAUACCCAGUCAAACAACAGGUAUCAUUCUCAGUGGCAAUGAAAUAUCACAAAUUCUCUUAUCCCUAAUACUUUCGUAUAUUGGUGGUCAAAGAAAUCGUCCACGCUGGAUUGCCUGGGGUAUUGUAUUCUGUGGUUUAUCCUGUUUUAUUUUAGCUCUGCCACACUUUAUCUAUGGCGCGGGUAAAGAUGCUUUAGAAUUGACAAAGGAAUAUUAUGAGAAUGGGGGAGAAGAUAAUGUGACAACUACCAUAUCAUUGGUUAAUUCAACCAUUAAAAAUUCUCAGCAAUUGUGUGGCGCUUUAAAGUUGAAUCAAGAAUGUGAAUCGUUAUUAUCGGUGGUACCUUUAAUCUUAAUAUUUCUCUCGCAAUUUGUACUUGGUGUGGGUAAUACUUUAUACUAUUCGUUGGGACAAACCUAUUUAGAUGAUAAUACCAAGAAAACCAACACUCCCUUAAUGCUAGCGGUGGCUAUGUCUUUGAGAAUGAUAGGACCCAUAGUUGGGUUUUUCAUAGGUUAUUUGUCCUUAAAUAUGUUUAUUGAUCCUAGUAAAACACCUUUGAUAGAUAAUAAAGAUCCCAGAUGGUUGGGUGCCUGGUGGUUUGGUUGGAUGAUUUUGGGCACUUUAAUGGUUUUAUUUUCGGGUUUAAUAGGACUUUUCCCCAAAGAAUUACCCAAGAAAACUAAGCACUUAUAUAACUCUCAUAUGCCUCAAGUUUUGAGACAUGAAGAAUUACAAAUGGAUGAGGGUUUGCCUUUGGGUAGAGGUUUCUCUUCGAAUGCUACUCUCGAUACACCUACAGCGGCUACUUCCGACUUUCCUACUCUAAAAGACUUUCCCAAGGCCCUUAUGCGUUUGUUGCGCAAUAAACUUUUAAUCUAUAAUAUUAUCUCGGGUGUUUUCUAUAUAUUGGGUGCUGCUGGCUAUAUGACAUUUUUAACCAAAUACAUGGAGGUUCAGUUUCAUAAGACAGCACAAAGUGCUACUAUUGUUGUGGGUCCAGUAUCGAUAAUAGGCAUGGUUAUUGGUUUAAUUGGUUCGGGUUUAAUAAUAUCGAAAAAGAAACCCUCACCCAGUAAGGUGUUAAUGUGGAAUGUUAUUGUGGGUUUUGUCUAUAUAUUGGGGCAAAUAUCGUAUAUGUUUAUGUACUGUAAUGACACGGUAUCGGUGGAUCAAGUGGGUGGCAAAUUAAAUCUUACUGCAACUUGUAAUGCUAAUUGUGCUUGCGAUGAUGUGCCCUAUUCACCGGUUUGUCAUGAACCGUCUGAGACUACAUAUUUCUCACCCUGUCAUGCCGGAUGCCAGAAAUGGAAUGCGGAUCUUAAGUACUACUCCAAUUGUACCUGUUUACCCUUAGAUCUGAUAACAUCUACCACAGAACUGCCCUAUACAACAACAUCCAGUAUAUUUUCAACGAUCUCUACAGAGCCUAGCUCUAUGCUGCCUAAAUUAUUGCAACCAUUAUUAACAACCACAACUUUAAUUCCUACUACUACCACACUACGAUCAACUACCACCAAUUCCAUAGUCACAACGACAGAAAAUCUAUUAGAAUACUCCUCCACUCUAGAAAAUGAUGACACAACUUUCUAUAGUGUUGUCACCGAAGAGGGUAUAAUUUCCCGUGGCCGCCGAUCCUUAGACGAUAUGACAAAUGUUCUUAAGCCGGGUGUGUGUUUAAAAGGUUGCAAUAUUGCCUUCUGGACUUUUUCGAUAGCAUCAAUGAUAGUUAAUUGGUUUGGUUCCUCCGGACGUAUAGGCAAUUUAUUGGUCAACUAUAGAUCGGUGUCUACCGAAGAUAAAUCCUUUGCUCAGGGUUUAUCUCUAAUGAUGGUUAGUCUAUUUGCUCUUAUACCAGGACCCAUAAUAUUUGGACGUAUUAUCGAUUCUACCUGUCUGAAAUGGACUAAAACCUGUAGUGGUAAUGGCAAUUGUCAAAUUUAUGAUCAAUCAGCUUUCAGAUAUUUAGUAAAUACAGUGGCAUUUUCUUUAACUGCCAUUGGUGUAGUUUUCGAUAUAUUAGUUUGGUAUCAUGGUCGUCAUUUGGAUUUGUAUGGCGAAAGAGAGGCUCAACGUUUGGAAGAAAAGGAACGUAGAAAUAAACCCAUAACACCGUUAUUAGCCAAAAAAUAAUAAGAUUUUAUUUCUAUUAGAUAUUAAGUAUAACGAAUUUUAUAUAUUAGUCCUAUGAACUAUAUACAAUUUAACACACAUGUGCACAUAAUUUGUUAUGGAUUUAGCAAAGUAUUUAGCUUUAUCGUGUGAAUAUUGUGAAGUUAUUUUUUUUUGUUAAAAUUAUUAUUUUUAUUACUGUUUAUUUAUUUAAAUUGUUAUUUAAAAUAAAUUAAGACGUUUUAUUAAAAAAAUCCUAUAAAAUUACUUUUAA
This is a messenger RNA of Lucilia cuprina (Australian sheep blowfly), 2678 nucleotides long. It is a transcript of the gene Oatp33Ea, whose product is annotated as solute carrier organic anion transporter family member 74D. The record is from RefSeq and is a predicted model, not a curated record. Gene Ontology annotation, biological process: transmembrane transport; sodium-independent organic anion transport. Bases 101 to 2425 code for a protein of 774 amino acids. The transcript has 7 exons. Gene Ontology annotation, molecular function: protein binding. NCBI's taxonomy places the organism in Eukaryota, Metazoa, Arthropoda, Insecta, Diptera, Calliphoridae. Gene Ontology annotation, cellular component: membrane.